Molecule: messenger RNA, 924 nt
Organism: Ceratosolen solmsi marchali
Lineage: Eukaryota; Metazoa; Arthropoda; Insecta; Hymenoptera; Agaonidae
Product: transmembrane inner ear expressed protein
Exons: 2
Coding region: 23-544 (173 amino acids)
Source: RefSeq, a predicted model, not a curated record
CAGCUAAAUAUAGAAUGUGAAAAUGGAAACAUCGGCUAUUUUGUCGGACUUAUCGUCGCCAUUGACACUGCCACCGUGUUCAGGGGAAAGCACAAAUAUCACCGGUGAAUGCAUCGAGCAGGAGACAGAGCCUGAAUGGGAGAGCGAAGUGGUUGGCAUUAAAGUAUGGCAACUCGUGGGAAUUAUUCUUUCGGUCAUUCUGGCUAUUACAAUAAUGAUAUGCUGCUGCAUUAGAUUCAGAAUACCAAGGACCAAGCAAGAGAUCGAGGCUGAUUAUAUUAGAAAAAAGUUGACUCGUAACUUCAGAAAAGAGUUGGCUAAGAUUCACGACAAGGAAAUGGAUGAAAUGGAUUUGAAAAGAGCUUUAGAUCGUGUAAACGAUGUUUUGAGCGCCGUAGAAACGGAUGAAACACAAAUGCAAGAUAAGAAAAUAAUUUACAAGAGGUCAGAUAGAGGAUUCGGAACGAAGUUCAAUGCAAUGUUUCAGGAUAUGCGAAUUCGGUUCAAUAAAGAAGAACAUACGGAAUCGAAUACAAUGAUUUAGCUUACUUAAAAACUUCCUUAAAACUGUUGUAUUUUUAAUUCGUAUAAAGGAAUUUGUUUUUGUAUUUUGUUAUUCAUUGUUCAUUAACCGUUUACUAUGUAAUUGAGAUUUAUGAAUUAUUUGUAUAUGUCAUUUGUAAAGUUUAUUUGUUUCUAUUUGGCUUUUCCAAAAACUCAAGAUUGCAUAAUAUUUGAAUUGUCGAUUCAAGUUUAUAUACAAAUGUUUGCUCGUUGCCUUUAAAUAGUUCGAAAUUUUGAAUAAUUUAAUGAACUCUUAACGCUUUCCUUAUUUACUGAAAUAUCUCGUGUUUAUGUGUAUUGAGCUUAAAAAUCAAUAGUUGGCCUAUCACGUACUAUCAUAUAAGUUAAAAAAAUAACACU